Messenger RNA from Oreochromis niloticus (Nile tilapia), 2914 nucleotides. RefSeq names its product chromosome 15 C3orf80 homolog (gene c15h3orf80). The transcript has a single exon. Lineage: Eukaryota; Metazoa; Chordata; Actinopteri; Cichliformes; Cichlidae. The coding region runs from base 2125 to 2775 and encodes 216 amino acids. The record is from RefSeq and is a predicted model, not a curated record.
AUAUAAACAUUUAUUUAAAUUCUUAUCUAUAUAGUUGCUCACAUUGGCUUGAUUUGAGUCAGUUAAAAGCCAAAUAUCCACAGUUUUUCCUCCAUACUGUACAGGUUGCGGCAUUUUUCUGCCUUCCAGACACUGCACAGAGUGAAAGCUGUGAUCAAAAAUAGCAGUUGUUCUCUGUGCUUGUCAAUAAGAGCCCUCCUGAGAAGCAGACUUGCUGGAAAAACCCUCCAAACAGGGGACUGAGAAGGGUUUCUGAACUCUCAGAGCCAUGGUCCACAGGCUAUUGAUUGUUUAUUUGGUUGGAAAGUUGCCCUGUGAUCACAUUUCCCUAAUUGAGGUAGAUUACAGAAAGAAAUACGAUGCUGCAUAAAUUAGGUUGCAUGGUGCUCUUCUUCUACUGAAUUUCACGUCAUAAUGGUCCAGUAAUUGGAUUUGGUGUAUUGUGCAUUAGGCCUUGUUUAGGAAAGAGAGGAAUACAGACUGACUAUCAGUAACAAACAGUAACAUGAAGACAGGGUGAAAUGUUCCUGUAAUUUAAAAGGAUUCACCACAAUUUAUACAAUGUAGACUUUGCAAAAGACUCUAAAGUCCUUAUAUUUAUCAGUACAACCCUGUCUUUUAAAAUAGAAUCAGAGGCUGUAGUCUUCCCUGUAAUGUCUUAAUAUCAUAAAUGCUGCUCACCGCAGAGAGAGAGAGAGAAAGAAAAGGACAACUGGCCUUUGAAAAAUGAUGCUGGUCGAUCUCUACAACCACGGCGGAAAAUUAUUCAAGUCGCUAAUUCAUUGCAAGACAACAAAUUAAGCAGAGUGGUUUAAUUAAUCAGUUAAUAUUCAGGACUUGUGGAGCAGCUUAGUGAGCCUGCUGUUCUUGGAUGUUAUCCAAAGGGACAUCUUUAGCAUAAAUUAACACACGGGGCACAGAGACUAUCGUUUAAAGCAAGGAUUUAGGUUUUAUGGUUAUGUUCUUCAAUGCUGCAGACACAUGGUUCUCUAGGGUGAUGCUGAACUAAUGGGAAUCCAGACACUCAUCUAAUGGGGGCCAUUACAAUCCACAUUGCAUUUUUAAUGAGACGGUUGGAGCUGUUGGCGCCUUGUGUCAGGGACAUUCACCAGUGCUGGUUUUUGCCUGGUUCAGAAUUCAGUGAUGGGACAGUUUUAAAGUCUUUCGGGUGCAAUGGAUUAUAAAGUGGCAUCUGGGGACGCGUCAGUCUCAGAUAUUACAGCUGUUUACCUCUCUACAUUAUAAAAGGUUUCUAUUAAUUUAUACUAGCCUAAAGAGUUCAGAAACAUAUGAUGAUCUUGGGACAAUAUGAGAAACAUUAGCUCCACCUUAACCAAAGCCAACCCUACUCAUCCACAAAUACUUCAUAGUAUCUUUUAUCAUUCAUAUUACUGUUAAGUGAAUUUGUACAUAAUCUGCACUAUCCUACAUUUCCAAUGCAGGAUGUUUACUUGCAGUUAAUUAAUUCUGUAUUGCAGUAUUGCUGCUGUUCCUGGACUUAAGGACCUCUGCUCUCCAUCUAUCACUAUAGAACGAAGACUUGUUUAAAUUUUACAAGGUACUAAGGCACAAUGUCUUCACUCCUUCCUCUUGUCAGCCCUCCUCCUACAACUACAGCAUUCUUUAUUGGAUCUUUAAAGUAUAAAUCAUGAUGCUCUGCAGCAAACAUUGCACGUAAUGAUCAGAGAGGGGGGCUGCUGAUGUCUGAAAACUGGGGAGAUUGCAUGCGUCUUUGUGCAGGAGACUUCAGGUUAAGGCUGAAUAUGUAACCAGGAGCGCGGGCUGGCUAUCUGCGGGUUUCACUGGUUUAAGGACAUGCUAGGACCCAAUAAAGAUAUCUUCACCUAAUAAUGAUGUAAGAUUAUUCAUGAAUCUCAUCCCUGCUGCCUUCAGACACUGAGGUGGCUCCACUCCGAUCGCCCAUACUAAAGCAGACAGGUCGUCCUCAGCAGGGGGAGGGGGGGCACCUGCUGUCCCGCUCCUCGCUGCAGAAGCUGUGACAGCACAUAUUUCGCGAACAGCUGGAAGGAAAGGCAGUCCUGCAACACCUGAGCGGGCUUAACGAUACGACGUCGUGCGCACUGGAGACGCGCCGAUAGCUGCUCCAUCCUCGGGGAUCCCGAAAUGAUGCCCCGUAUGCCGGGCGGCGGCCGGACAGCAUACACUGGCACAUUUCUGUCGGCAUGCCUGAUCUCUGCAUGUCAAGCCGCCCAGAGCUGCGGGGAGGUCCAGUGCGGCGCCAACCAGCACUGCUGUCCGCCCACCGUCACAGGGAACACCAGUGCCAGCUCGAAGGUGAGCUGCUGCCAGCUCUCCAUCCACGCAUUUUUCGACAACGUCGGCUGGUUCACGCGGAAGCUGUCCGGCAUCCUGAUCCUGUUGCUGCUCUUUGCCAUGGGCUACUUCAUCCAGCGGAUCAUCUGCCCUCGGCCCCGGCGGCACCCGCACCACGACCGCGGCGAGGAGCCGUCCCUCUUUCACGGACACACAUCGGCGUCCCAGGAUUCCCUGCUGGAGCGGUACCCCGAAUACAACCUCGGGGGCUUUGCCUCUCCAAACCUGCCGGCCUAUGACGAAGUUAAAUAUUUGCCCACCUAUGAGGAAAGCAUGCAAGACAUGCACAGAGACCGGUCCGGUGAGAACUUGUUGUCCGAAAACGAGAGUGGCGGCCAGGGCAGAGGGAGAGCAACAGGACCGAGAUCCGGAGACCAGAGGUUGGCUGCCCUGGAGGUCUCAGGACCUCAGAGCCCAAGGACAUCCCGGAACUCUGUUUGACGGAGACUGGGCAAGACUACAGAAACAUUAUUAUUCUUAUUUUAAUAUAGUCAGGGUAAAAAAAAAUCUUGCAGAGAUACAACGAACAAGUGCAAUUAUAUUCCUGAAUGUAAAGAAUAAAAGAGAAGGCUGAGAAAAA